Messenger RNA from Polychytrium aggregatum, 823 nucleotides. RefSeq lists its product as uncharacterized. The record is from RefSeq and is a predicted model, not a curated record. Lineage: Eukaryota; Fungi; Chytridiomycota; Chytridiomycetes; Polychytriales. Bases 23 to 823 code for a protein of 266 amino acids. The transcript has a single exon.
CGCGUCGUCCCAGCAAUCCACCAUGAGUACCGCAUCGAACCAGCAGGCGGCCCUGUUUGGCAGCUCCAGCGCCGACAACGAUCCCGAGAAUCGCCAAAAGAUGCGACGGGCCAUCAUCCAGCUCGUCGGCAUCAACAUCAUCGCCCCCGUCGUCAUCAACUUGGUCGUCAUGCGCUUUGCUCCACCCAUCGUGUCCAUGGCGCUCUCGGGUGUGCCUUCGCUCCUGGCGGCGCUAUACCGCAUUGUGAUCCACCGGCAGCUGGAUAUUAUCGCUGCUUUUGUGGUCGUAUCCAUCGCCAUCUCGAUCACCGUCGUUGCGCUCAACACCGACCCGCGCUGGCUCCUCCUGAAGGACUCGAUCGAGCACUUUGUCCUUGGCCUCGUCUUCAUCGUCUCGAUUUGGUUCAAGCAAAACCUGCUCUGGCGCUAUAACGUUCAAUGGCGCGGCACCGACCCGGCUGCACUCGAGCGGCUCAAGACCAUGUGGGAGACCCGUCCGGCCAUCCGCAAGGUCACGAACGUCAUGUCGCUGGUCUAUGGCAUCGGGUUCUGCGUCGAGGCCGCCAUCCGAGUCGGGCUCAUCUUUGUUCUCCCCACAAACGUCAUGUCGAUUGUUUCGCCUCUCCUUGGACUGGGCUUUUUGAUCCUGGCCGCUGUCUGGACCCGUCACUUCAUUCGCCGGCUGAGGGAAAAGUACCACAACGGACAAUUGGCUGCUCCAACCCAGGCCCAGCCCGUCGCUGCCGCUGCGGCUGUCGUUGUUCCAAGCCAGCAGCAGCCCCCAGCCGCCGGCGUUGAGGUAGCCCCGUCCCAAGGAGCUUGA